Messenger RNA from Thyridium curvatum, 1227 nucleotides. RefSeq lists its product as uncharacterized. The record is from RefSeq and is a predicted model, not a curated record. The transcript has 3 exons. Bases 1 to 1227 code for a protein of 408 amino acids. NCBI's taxonomy places the organism in Eukaryota, Fungi, Ascomycota, Sordariomycetes, Thyridiales, Thyridiaceae.
AUGGCGGAUGAGAACCUCCUGCAGAGGGUGCACGAUCUGAGCGACCUGGAGCUCGCAGCCCUGCUCUCCCUGAUCGCCAGAGAGCACUGCGUCAUCACCACCCCCGGAGAUGCCCUCGAUGAUCUCGUCGAGGAGCUCAAGCUGAUCUCAACCCGCACCUUCGGCCUCUCCUACGCCGUCGUCGACUGCAACCCCGACACCACCCUCGAGGACUUCGCCACCUCUCUCCUCCUAGGCAAGCCCCAACCCCAGGCCCAGGCGCAGCGCACGACACCGCGCUCCUCCUCCCCGCACCUGACCCGCACCGGCAUCGCCAGCAACGACUACUUCCCCCCUCAGCCCGCGACGCCGAGCUCCUCCGGCGGCGGCGGCGGCGGCGCCCCUCUCUCGCCCCUGACGCCGACGGGCGGCUCCGCCACGCACGCACACAUCGCGCACGUCGUGCUGGCCAGGAACCUCGGCCUCGCGCCCAAGGCCGUGCAGAUCCAGGCGCUCGAGCUGCUGCGCACGCGGCGCAUCUUCACGCGCACCUCGGUGCACGCCGCGCCCAAGCAGUUCCUCUUCGUGGCCGCGCUCGCCGACGACGGAGACGACGACGACGAUGGUGAACAGCAUCAGCAGCGGGGGCGCCGGCCGGGGGGAGGCCGGCUCGCGCCGCACCUCAACGACUUCUUCUACGUGGGCCACUGGCACGACCCGGAGGACGGGUUCGCGAACCUCGAGGACGACGGCGAGGAGGCCGAGACGGCGAGCACGGGCAGCGUGGUGAAGAAGGGCGGCGGCGGCGGGGCCGGAUCCGUCGUGGCGGGCGGGUUUCCCGAGGAAGGCAGGGACCCCGUGUUUUCCGAACUGGAUAUCGCCACGUUGGCUAAGCUCAGCCGCGAGGUGCAGGUCGACGUCGACGUGCUGCGGUACCAGAUGAACAUUGUCUCCUUCCUGCGGAUGCACAGGGCCGUGGCCGGCGGCAUCACUCCGACGGCGACCAAACACUUUGAGCAGCUGAUGAAGAGCCUGGCGCCCCUGCACGGGCUGGACUACGUGACGCCCUCGCUCGUCGGGCUUGCAGCCCGCAAGGUCUACUUGCAUCGUGUCGACAUCGUUACCCCCGAGAAGGAGAGAAGUAUGCUAUGGGGAAGUGAGCUGGCCGCCGUACAGUCCAUACUCGAGGGCAUUGGCCCCGACGACGUCAUCGAGGAGGUGCUGGCCAUGGUUCCAGCACCAUUGUAG